This is a messenger RNA of Arctia plantaginis, 339 nucleotides long. NCBI's taxonomy places the organism in Eukaryota, Metazoa, Arthropoda, Insecta, Lepidoptera, Erebidae. The record is from the annotation of a GenBank genome assembly.
AUGGCUUGGUCCGAUAUCAAACAAUAUGUUGGCAGCAAAAAUGUGAAAUGGAGUGUUACUAAAUGUAUAAUACUAAUUCAAGAAAAAGUUUUACUGAUAGGUGCAUGGGACUGGCUAAAGUUAUGCAAAAAGGUGAAGGACACAGAGGAGCAAUAUGCAAAGAGUGACCAUGUCGUGGACUUGGUAACAGAAACAUUUAUUAUUUCCGUUGAUGAUUCUGAUGACGAUGAUGCUACUAGUACCGACUACAGAAGCAGCCCUGAGCCCGGACCCUCAACAAGCAAAAGGCCCUGUCGUGAUACCAUUGAAGGCGUGAUUCCACUGUCUGAUUCAGACUAG